AUGAAUGUAAAACAAUCAGAAAUCUUAAAUACAAUGCAUAAUUAUGGUCCUACACGUAUACAAUGUUAUCUUUGUGAUUUACCACGUUAUCCAUGGGCAAUGUUAUCAGAAUUUAGUGAACCAGUAUGUCGUGGAUGUGUAAAUUAUGAAGGAGCUGAUAGAAUAGAAUGUGUUAUUAAUCGAGCUAAAUUAAUGAAAAUGCAUUAUUUACCACGUAUUUAUUCUCAAAGAAUUAUAAAUGAUAAAUUCGAUGAAUCUCAAUUGAAUAUACCAAUAACAACAACAACAACAACAACAACAAUAGAUGAACGUAAUAAUACUUCUAUAAAUGAUUUAAAUACAGAACAGAGAAAAUCUCCAUUGGAUUUAAACAAAAAUGUUUUAUUUAAAACACAUUUAAAUAAAAAUUCUGAAAUUAAUCGAUUUAUUGAUUCACAUUAUUUAAAUAGUAAUAAUAAUAAUAAUCAGAUAAAUGAUGAUAUUCAUAAAGAUUUAAACAUAUUAACAGGUAAUAAUAAUAAUAAUAUGAUCCAAACUGGAUCCGAAGUAACAGUACCAUCUUCAACAUCAUCAACCAUUUCAAAUAAUAUACAAGAUGAGAAUUUAUUAAAUCAAUUAAAUGGAAAUCAAAAUAGCCAUUUCAAUUAUAAUAAUCGUUUAAAAGAGAUUUUUAUAAAUAUAUUAAAAUAUUCAACAUUUCCAUCAAUAUUAAAUUCGAAUUCCUCAUUAUUAAAUAAUAUUAAUACAAAACCAAUUAUUUAUUUAAAUGAUCCGAUAGAAAAUUCUAAUCCAAUCAAUAAUAAUUCAAUAGAAAAUCAAUAUAAAUCAAAUCAUAACAAUAAUAAUAAUAAACGUGUAAUUAUAUCCCCACAUAAUAAUGAUAUUUUAUUAAAUAAUAUCAUUAAUUCAUCAUUAUUAAAUAUAAAUACAAUAAUGGAUACAUCAAAUUCAAAUGAUAUAACACCAUUCAAUACAAUGAAUUCGAUAGAUUCAUUAAAUAUAGAACAAAAACAUCAUAUAAAUUCAGAUGUUACAUUACAAUCAAUAUGGAAUCCUAAACUUUUAACAACCUAUUUACAAAUUAUUAGUAAUCUUUUAGGAUCAAAUUCUUUAAUUAAUAAUAAUAAUAAUAAUGAAGAUAAUCAAAUAUCAUUAACUAAUAAUAUAAAUAAAUUAAAUGAUCAAAAUAAAAUAAAUUCUACAAAUAUUUUGGAUUCGUCAGAACAAUUAAUUAAUUCAAUAUUCAAUUAUUCAUCAUUAUUAAAUGAAAAUAUAAAUCAUGAAAAAUUAUCUAAAUUAAAUUUAAAUUCAAUUCAUUCACAUUUAUUAAUUGCACAACAUUUAAAAUUACCAAUAUUAAUUAGAUUACGUAAUCAACCAAUAAUUCAAGCAUAUUUUUUAGGAUUGAAUCAUAAUACAAUUAUAAAUGAUUAUUAUUUAUUACAACAAAAUAAUUUAAUGAAUAUGAUGUUUUUUGAAUAUCCUAUUGGUUCAUCAAAUAUAUGUAUUGGUUUUAAUCAAUUUAUUAAAUUAAUCGAUACAAAAUUGAUUUCUGAUACUAAUAAUAAUAAUACUAAUAAUAAUAAUAUCAAUGAUAUUGGAGAAAUACAUUUAAGUAUUGAUCAAUUUGAAUAUGAAAUAGCUAAAGAUAAUACGAAUCAAAUUAUAUGGGCACCAUUUAUUGAUUUAAUUUUAUUAAUUAUUCAAUUAAUAACACAACCAUUAAUACAAAAACAAACAAAUAAUAUUACACAAUUAUUAUCAAAAGAUUUAUUAAAACAAAUAAAUAUAACAAAUGAUAUAAUAGAAAAUGAAUUAAAUUUAUCAAAAAAACGUAAAUCAUAUUGUUAUACUACUGAUGAGAUUAUAAAUAAUCAAUUAUAUGAUAUAAAUAAUAAACAACCACGAAUUGAUAAUGUUUCUAUGACAUCACAUACUGAAUUAAAUGGAAUUAAUAAUAAUAAUAAUAAUAACAAUAAUAAUAAUAAUAUAAAUAUAUUAAAUGAUUCAUAUAAAAAAUGGAAACCAUUAAUACAACAUAGAAAAUCACCAAAUAAACGAAUUUUAUGUAAUUUAUGCCCACGUCAUUUAGAAGGUAGUCAUUUUGUUCAAUGUCCAGCUAAUAUUAAACAUAGAUUUUGUUUUCAAUGUGCUAAAAUUUAUUUAGAAAAUGUAAUGAAUGAACAUCAAGUUCAUAAUAAUAGUAAUAAUAAUAGUUCAGCUAAUACAAAUAUGAAUAUGAAUAAUUUGAAAAAUUUAGAAAUUUAUUGCCCUAGUGGUAAAAAAUGUGUUCUACCUGGUUCUAAAUAUCCAUGGUCAUUUGUUAGUUCAGAGAUAACUGCAAUUUUAGGUAAAACACAAUUAACUAUUGAUCAAUCAUCUCGUUAUGAUCAAACAUUAUUAUUAGAGAAUAAUAAUAUUCCAGAAAAAAUAUCUAAUCAUAAUCAAUUAAAUGGUAAAAUGAAUACAAUCAAUAAUUGUCGAAUAGAAAAUAUCACACGUAAUAAUCUAUCACAAUGUUCUGUAAAUCAUCAACAAGAUAGUAGUGAAAUUUUAUCAUCUCAAAAUGUAAAUUGUAAAACUUCAUCAGAAUCUCCAAUGAAAUCAUCAUCAAAUGAAAUACAUUUAUUAUCUAGUAAUAAAUCAAUAAAUGGAAUUAAUACACAAUUGAAUUAUCAUGAUACUAUUAAUAAUAACCAAUCAAAAUUAAUGAAAUCAUUUAAAGAUAAUCAUGUCAUAUGUGGAAAGUUACGUAAUCAAAAACAUUCUACAUCAACAUCAUCAUCAUCUUCAUCUUCAUCAUCAUCGUCAUCCCCGCCACCAUUAAUACUGACGACGACGACAACAACAACAGUAACAACUUCAACUAACUUGUCUUCAACAUUAUCUUCUUCAUCAUCAUCAUCAUCAUUAUCGUCACCAUCAUCCCUUAUUAUUAAAUCAAAUGAAAUAAGGAAUAAAUCUUCACUGAAUACAGUAUUAACAACAAUAUCAACAUCAAUGGGACAAAUAACAGAGAAUAAUAUACUUAAAAGUAAUAUUGAAUUAUCAUCUACUGAAAUGAAUAAUAUUUCAGAUGAUAAUGAUUAAUUUAUUUCUAAUUUCUUUAUUAAAAUCAUUUCAUUCAAUUCAUUAUACAAAAUAUACAAUCAAAUUAUAAAAAUGAAUAGUAAUAUUUAUUAGUAGUAUU
Schistosoma spindalis is the source of this 3190-nucleotide messenger RNA. The record is from the annotation of a GenBank genome assembly. Lineage: Eukaryota; Metazoa; Platyhelminthes; Trematoda; Strigeidida; Schistosomatidae.